AUGCCUCGACUCUCCCAUGCUCUCCUAUUCAGAGCUUACAAUAUCUCGCCUUUAUUACCAUUAAUUCUCCGAGAAACACGAACACUCUCAUCUGCUAUCAAUGAGUUACGAUGGCUACGCGAACACGUCGAUAGCACGACAAGCCUUCAUGCUCUUAACCAAAAGUGGAGGUCUUUGCUAAAACUAUGUCAAAGACGUGCCAGAGGGGAACCACUGCAAUACAUACUUGGCACCCAGCCUUUUGGGGAAUUGGAAAUCAAAUGCAAGCCUGGAGUACUUAUACCUAGACCAGAAACAGAGGCAUAUACAACACAUUUGGCAGAACUUCUUGUCAAAGCUAGGCCUUUUUUCUAUGAAGAGUGCAAAAGUCAGCAGAACUCACUGAAGAUCAUAGACUUUUGUUCAGGAACUGGUUGCAUUUCCCUGCUUUUAUACUCUCUUCUGACUAAAGUAUACCCCAAGCUUGAGAUCGUUGGUCUAGAUAUCUCCAGCAAAGCGCUUAAUUUAUCAAACCGAAACGUCCAUUUUAAUGCUCUCAAAGCUUCUGCACAGCAAAGUGUCAGUUUUGAAUUCGCUAAUGUACUUGGGGAUGAGCAAACGAUCCUAGACAAAUGUAGAGGCGUCUGCGAUGUAAUCAUAUCUAAUCCUCCAUAUAUAUCAGAAGAAGGAUUCAACAAAGAAACGACACGAUCAGUGCGAAAUUGGGAACCAAGACUUGCACUGGUCCCAAAUGCAUCGAAGCUAGGUACCAUAUGUUCAAAUGACAAUAUUGAGAAUGUCCCUAAAGUGAAAGCUGAGGACAUUUUCUAUCAUCGAUUGCUCCAUUUAUAUCUCCUGUUGAAGUCGAAAAUUCUUGUGAUGGAAGUAGGAGAUGAGGCCCAAGCAAGGAGAGUUGUUGAAAUGGCAACGCGCUCUCCAGAUAGGAUUGAGAUAUGGAGAGAUUGGCCAGAUCAACACGAAUCUGAAAACGGAAGAGCAAAGUACAUGGUCAUUGACGAUCACGAAGUAGUGAUCAAAGGGUCCGCAUUGGUAGUAAACAUCAAAGACAUUCCAGAAGCAUUCUAA
This is a messenger RNA of Sclerotinia borealis F-4128, 1065 nucleotides long. The record is from the annotation of a GenBank genome assembly. Lineage: Eukaryota; Fungi; Ascomycota; Leotiomycetes; Helotiales; Sclerotiniaceae.